CCUCGGGGGAAGGACCUGGGGCCUGGAGUUGCUGGGGCAUCUUUCUGCUCUGUGGGUUAUACACGCCCCUGGAAAUGGGUAGAAUGCUAAGGGUAACUGGCCUCAGGCAGUCCAGUGUCCUUAAGGACUCCUUCCUGCCUAGGUCUGCACAGGAGCUGCUUAUACACAUGUUCACAUGCCCCUGGGGUGGGUGAGGGCUGCAGGGCUCUGUUCUUCUGAAAGAAGAAACAAGCUGGGAGAGGGUUUGCUUAGGCCUCUGGAUGGGCUUUGAGGCCAUGUAUGACCUCUGUUUCUUGGUCCCAUAGAUUGCAGACAGACCAGGAACCAGGCCCCCUACCCCAGGGCAACUGGGCCCUUGAUGGCUACUCCAGCCCUCCCAGCAGGACUGAGGACAGCUUCUCCUGCAUCGUGCCUGCAGACGCGCGGAUCGUCCAUGCGCUCCUCGCGGGCAGAAUGCUGGGCAGCAGCGUCAAGAGCGUGCAGCCCGAGGUGGAGCUGAGCGGCAGCGGCGGCGACGAGGGCGCGGACGAGCCACGGGGAGCCAGCAGGAAGGCUGCAGCGGCGGAAGGCAGAGGCAUGCUGCCCAAGCGCGCCAAGGCGCCGGGCAGUGGAGGCGGUAUGGCCAAGGCCAGCGCGGCUGAACUGAAGGUCUUCAAGUCCGGCAGCGUGGACAGCCGUGUCCCCAGCGGCCCACCCGCCUCCAACCUCCGCAAACAGAAGUCGCUCACCAACCUCUCAUUUCUUACGGACUCCGAGAAAAAGCUGCAGCUCUAUGAGCCCGAGUGGAGCGAUGAUAUGGCCAAGGCACCCAAGGGUUUGGGCAAGAUGGGGUCCAAGGGCCGCGAGGCUCCGCUGAUGUCCAAGACACUGUCCAAGUCAGAACACUCGCUUUUCCAGGCCAAGGGUGGCCCAGCGGGUGGCACUAAGACCCCCCUGGCUCCGCUAGCGCCCAGCCUGGGAAAACCAAGCCGGAUCCCGCGCGGACCCUAUGCAGAGGUCAAACCUCUAAGCAAGGCUCCUGAGGCGGCGGUGAGCGACGACGGCAAAUCGGAUGAUGAGCUGCUUUCUAGCAAGGCCAAGGCGCAAAAGGGCUCCGGGCCUGUGCCCUCCGCAAAGGGCCAGGAGGAGCGCGCCUUCCUCAAGGUGGACCCAGAGCUUGUGGUAACCGUGCUGGGGGACCUGGAGCAGCUGCUCUUCAGCCAGAUGCUGGGCUGCCGUGCCUCGGAGCUCUCACGGGCCGUGCUGUGGCCAUGGGAGGACGGCGUUGAGGCCUGGAGCCCUGGCGAGCAGCCGUGGCUGCGGUACUUGUUGCGGUGGCUAGGAUGUGCGUCCUCAGGCACCGCGCCAAGGGACCCGAGUUUCCCCGGUAUCCUGCAGGCUGCCAGCCCUGCUGGGGGCUGGGAAGGGGCGGGGCCGAGUGAUGGGCAGCGGUCCGUUGCAGUGGGGCUGGAGGUGGCUGAAGGGAGCUCUGAUAAGGUGCAGGGCCUGCAGGAAGGGCCAGGCAGCCAGACCCAGCUCACUGCCCUGCAUGGGCAGGGCUCCCUUGUAGGCCCCUUGACUGUCUCCAGGCAGACACCACCUCCCACACCUUCCCUCACACUGCUUCUCCUGGAGCAGGACAUCAGAGCCUCCUGGGUUCAGUUCUACUUCAUCCAGUGA
This is a messenger RNA of Castor canadensis (American beaver), 1659 nucleotides long. The record is from RefSeq and is a predicted model, not a curated record. Lineage: Eukaryota; Metazoa; Chordata; Mammalia; Rodentia; Castoridae.